AGGGGAGAGGGCUGGGCCGGGCUCCCUUGUUGCCAGGCUGGAGCGUGCCAAGGCGAAGGCGCCACCUCUGGCGCUCAAUCGGCCGCCGGCCCGCCUCCCCUCGGCUCUCUCCUCCCCAGAGAGGCGGCCAGGCUCCCCUCGAAGGGCGGCUCAGAUCGAGCCCAGCCAGCCGGCCGAGCAAGUGCCAUGCAAAGCCGCGGCGGCAGGCAGGCCUGCGGCAGCCUGUGCCCCAACAGGGUGCAGGAUCUGGCCGAGCGGCUGGGCAAAAAGCCGGGCAGUAAAGCAGAGAGAAAGGUGCCACGGAAUAGCAACCUCAGAUGCAACCCAAUAGCCAUUUAUAACGACCCACCUCCGGAUUCUGUAGAUCUAGCGUUGUCGACCAUCGAUUGGCAAGACUUAGCCGACUGCACGGGCGUCUUUCAGCAGGAAGUUUCUAGAGGCGCUGCAACAACCCAGCAGAGCACGUGCUUGCAACCCGAGCCAGAGUUUGAUUUCCAGGAGUUUCGCGAUGCCGUGGAUAACUUCAUAUCGGAUCCAUCCUCUCUGAUGCCACCUCUGCUGGACUGCGCUGAUUUCCCUUUCCCUGUGGAUGAUGGAAGAUCCUUCAGCCCUUGCUUUCGUCAGCCUGCAGAGGACGAUUCUGCCUCUCAGAUGAAUGCAGAAAACAUCUCUUCCACUGAGCAGUACUGGAAAGACUUAGCAAAUCAGAACCAGAAAGCUCUAGGGGAUGCACUUGUGGAAAACAACCAGCUCCAAGUGACAUUGACCCAAAAGCAGGAGGAAAUUGCCUCCCUGAAGGAAAGAAAUAUCCAACUGAAGGAACUGGCCAGCCAAGCGAAGCAGCUUGCCUCUGUGCUGGAUAAGCUGAUGAUCCCACAGUGCAAAGACAGCGCAGACCUCUCCCUUGCCAAUGGCCCCAACAAGAGGAGCCUCAAGCAGGUGACCAUCGCUGAGCAAGAGGAGGAGGAGAUGGAAGUGAACGAAAUUUUGCGGGAAAUAUCAGACAGAUGCAAUGCAGCCUUGCAGUCUGCUGAUGACAAGAGAAGCCCAAAGCGCCCUCGGGGAGAGAACGAAAGAAUCCACAUGUAUGGUGCUUUCCAGGGCUUGCAGACAUGCAGCAGCCACAGUUCCCUGGACCUCCGUGGCAGUGAACUUGAGGAAGGGGUGUCCUUCACGACAGCCAUCAAUGAGCAUUGUAACAUUAGGACGCUGGCCUUCCCCCAAGGCAAUGCGUUUCUGGUCAGGACAGCCACUGGGGGUCACAAGUUUAGAUGGGUUCCCAGGUGAUGAAAGAAGGAUGCAAUCAGCCGACUACACUUGCCUCUCUUUCCAGUGACUUCCUGCCAAAGAACAGCUCAUCUUCCUGCGUAGUGCUGCUUCCACCAAGGCAUUUCAGGCGGGGUCUACUGCUGACAGCUGACUGAUGUCAACCAGAGUUGCUAAUAUUUAGCUGGAAGCCCAGACAUCUGUUUAAAAUAGACAAACACAGAGCACUCUCUCUCUACACACACACCCUUUAAGUAAGCUGAUGCCAAACUUCUUGUUACUAAUCACAUUUUCUGUUUUGGAUUCCUGGCCCAUGAUUGCACUCCAGAGAGCCAGUGUGGUGUAGUGGUUAAGAGCGGGAGUCUCGUAAUCUGGUGAACCAGGUUUGCGUC
Molecule: messenger RNA, 1658 nt
Organism: Podarcis muralis (Common wall lizard)
Lineage: Eukaryota; Metazoa; Chordata; Lepidosauria; Squamata; Lacertidae
Source: RefSeq, a predicted model, not a curated record